AUGCUUGCUUAUGGGGCAUCUGCAGAGCAGGUGGAUGAGAUUGCAAGGAUGGGAAAAUCAACUAUCCUAGAGUGCUUGGUGAGAUUCUGUGAUGCAGUGAAAAAUUUGUACACGAGGGAGUACCUUCGCAAACCCACGCCGAGGGACCUGCAAAGGCUGCUACAAAAAGCAGAGGCUCGAGGUUUCCCAGGCAUGAUUGGAAGCAUUGAUUGCAUGCACUGGCAGUGGAAGAAUUGUCCUACUGCUUGGCAAGGAUCUCAGAAUGACCUCAAUGUCCUUGGUCAAUCCCCGGUGUUCGACGAGGUAUUGCGAGGUCAUUCCCCCCAGGUCACAUACCAAAUCAACAAUACCGUAUACUCUGGUGCGUACUACCUUGCCGACGGAAUUUAUCCUAGGUGGACGACAUUCGUGAAAACAAUUCCGAAUCCCCAAUCCGAGAAGGAAAGAAGCUUUGCUUCCUUUCAAGAAGGUUACAGAAAAGACGUGGAAAGGUGUUUCGGUAUCUUGCAAGCUCGUUGGGCAAUUAUCAGGGGUGCUGCUCGGAUGCUAGAUGAGGAGGUGCUGAGGAGUAUUAUGAUGACUUGCAUCAUCCUCCACAACAUGAUUGUGGAG
This is a messenger RNA of Prunus dulcis (almond), 612 nucleotides long. RefSeq lists its product as uncharacterized. The annotation marks the transcript as partial. Lineage: Eukaryota; Viridiplantae; Streptophyta; Magnoliopsida; Rosales; Rosaceae. The transcript has 2 exons. The record is from RefSeq and is a predicted model, not a curated record.